UAAAUCGUUCAUGUUUAACAUUUCUGCGCGUGGCACUCUUUAAAUUAGCGUGUGAUUAAAUGUAGCUGCCAAUUACGACGCUGGAUGGGCACCUGAAUGCACCAGGGUAGCCGCAGCAUUGAGAAUGACGAUGUUCACCUAACAGUCUGUAAAGGUGCAAUACUUUUGAGAACAGAUCAUGCACAGCUGGAGCUAACGGUACCUCCAUAUGGACGUCCUGAAAGCACCGCGGGAAAAGUGAUGUGCAAGGUGAUAACGCCCGCGGGGCAAUUACCUUGGCCACAGUAUUGUUGCUAGAAGACAUGUUGCUGUACAACCCAAACGGAUGCUUUUCCGAUAAAGCAGAAUGACGGUCCUCUUGACAAGAGAUGCCUUCAGAAUUAAUCAUCCAUGCUGAGAAGCCUCCUGGAAGACGCUUCCUCCGCCUGUGAAGCCAAGAGCCAAGGAGGCGGUUCCGGAGAGCUUCUGCAGAGAAAACUUGGAGGUUCGCCCCAUCAUCGUCAUCGUUUGCUUACAACGAUAGCAUCUCUCCUCCAAAGAUUGUCUCAUUCCACGGGAAGAGUGGCCACAAACAAGGUGAAACGUGCCAGAAAGGUGCUAGUGGUGACGCGGUGUGAAAGUGACUGACCGGGUUGCCACGGGAGCCUGACGUGACGUGACAUUUGGCCGUGGAGCCUCCUGGAGGUCAGACUGUCGGGACAAGUGACAGUCAGCCGGACUCCCACCAAGAGAUGCUACGAGAGGCCAGGAGCAGAUGGAGCUCACCGCCAUUCUCAGCAGAUGGAGCUUAAAGCGAGACCUCAUGAGGGAUCCAACAUAAGAGUCCGUCUACUAAGCAGCAGCCUGGCUGACAGCAUGAAAUCUCUCCUGUAGCUCAGCCAUCCUGCAAAAAAAGAUCACGGGCUGUCAAGCAGGAGGAUCCAUGUCGGAUAAAAUGUCCAGUUUCCUCCAUAUUGGGGACAUUUGUUCCCUCUAUGCGGAGGGCUCCACCAGUGGAUUUAUCAGCACUUUAGGGCUCGUUGAUGACCGCUGUGUGGUUCAACCUGACACAGGCGACCUUAACAACCCCCCCAAGAAAUUCAGAGACUGCCUUUUCAAACUCUGUCCCAUGAACAGAUACUCUGCACAAAAGCAGUUCUGGAAGGCGGCAAAACCUGGAGGCAACAGCACUACUGACACUGUCCUCCUCAACAAACUCCAUCAUGCUGCCGACUUGGAGAAGAAGCAGAAUGAGUCCGAGAACCGCAAGUUGCUUGGAUCAGUCAUCCAGUAUGGGAAUGUCAUUCAGUUGCUGCACCUGAAAAGCAACAAGUACCUGACGGUGAACAAGCGUCUGCCUGCGCUGCUGGAGAAGAAUGCCAUGAGGGUGACUCUGGACUCUGCGGGAAAUGAGGGAUCCUGGUUCUACAUCCAGCCUUUCUACAAAUUGCGCUCCCUGGGAGACAGCGUGGUGAUUGGAGAUAAAGUUGUCCUUAACCCCGUAAAUGCUGGACAGCCCCUCCAUGCCAGCAGCCACCAGCUGGUUGACAACCCAGGAUGCAACGAGGUUAAUUCUGUAAAUUGCAACACAAGCUGGAAAGUGGUUCUGUUCAUGAAAUGGAGCGACAACAAGGAAACCAUCCUGAAGGGGGGCGAUGUGGUCCGGUUGUUCCAUGCAGAGCAGGAGAAAUUUCUCACAUGUGACGACCACAGGAAGAAGCAAUAUGUUUUCCUCCGAACAACGGGGCGCCAGUCCGCCACCUCUGCUACCAGCAGCAAGGCACUAUGGGAAGUAGAGGUGGUUCACCACGACCCAUGUCGGGGAGGAGCAGGUUAUUGGAACAGCCUGUUCAGGUUUAAACAUUUGGCAACUGGUUGCUAUUUGGCCGCAGAGGUGGGUGAGGUGAAUCCUGACUUUGAAGAGGAGAGUGUCGAGCAGCGGUCAGCAGUGGUGGACUUCACACCCUUUAAUUUCCAGCUGGAUGCAGACAAUGAAGCUUUACGUGGUCGUCUGCGGGCCCCUCAGGAGAAAAUCAUGUACACCCUUGUGCCAGUCCCGGACGGCAUGGAUAUCUCCUCCAUCUUUGAACUCGACCCCACCACUCUGAGAGGCGGGGACUCCAUGGUGCCCAGGAGCUCCUACGUACGCCUGAAGCACUUGUGCACCAACACAUGGGUCCACAGCACCAACAACCCCAUCGACAAAGAGGAGGAGAAGCCUGUUAUGUUAAGAAUUGGGACCUCGGCAGUGAAAGAAGACAAGGAGGCCUUCGCCAUCGUACCAGUACCACCAGCAGAGGUGCGGGAUCUGGACUUUGCAAAUGAUGCUAGUAAAGUUCUGGCAUCAAUUGCAGGCAAACUGGAAAAGGGAACCAUAACGCAGAAUGAAAGAAGGUUUGUCACCAAGCUUCUGGAAGAUCUCGUCUUCUUUGUGGUGGACAUCCCCAACAGCGGACAGGAUGUAUUGGAGAUCAUGGUAAACAAACCCAACAGAGAAAGACAAAAACUCAUGAGAGAGCAGAAUAUCCUCAAGCAGAUCUUCAAACUUCUCCAAGCACCCUUCACAGACAGCGGUGACGGUCCCAUGCUGCGCCUGGAGGAGCUGGGCGACCAGCGCCACGCUCCUUUUCGAUACAUUUGCAGGCUUUGUUACCGAGUGUUACGCCACUCUCAGCAGGACUACAGGAAGAACCAGGAAUAUAUUGCCAAGCAGUUUCGCUUCAUGCAGAAACAGAUCGGCUAUGAUGUCCUUGCGGAAGACACAAUAACCGCUCUGCUCCACAACAACAGGAAGUUGUUGGAGAAACAUAUCACGGCUGCAGAGAUAGACACAUUUGUUACUCUAGUGAGGAAGAACCGGGAGCCAAGGUUCCUGGACUACCUGUCAGAUCUUUGCGUGUCCAUGAACAAGUCCAUCCCGGUCACGCAGGAGCUCAUCUGUAAUGCGGUCCUCGAUCUAACCAACGCUGACAUCCUCAUCGAAACUAAAUUAGUCUUGUCCAGAUUUGAGAUUGAAGUAGCAUCAAAUGGAGACAGUCCAGUAGAAGCUGAGGAUGAAGAGGAGGUGUGGCUGUUCUGGAAGGACAAUUUCAAGGAUAUACGGAGUAAGAGCGUUCGAGAGUUGGCCCAGGAUGCAAAGGAGGGCCAGAAGGAGGACCAGGAGGUGGUCAGUUAUUACAGGUGCCAACUCAACCUUUUUGCCCGGAUGUGCUUGGACCGUCAGUACUUGGCCAUCAACAAGAUCUCUGGGCAGCUGGAUGUGGACUUGAUCCUACGCUGCAUGUCUGACGAGGACCUGCCCUAUGAUUUGCGGGCCUCUUUCUGUCGCCUCAUGCUGCACAUGCAUGUGGACCGUGACCCUCAGGAGCAGGUCACGCCCGUCAAGUACGCCCGUCUGUGGUCUGAGAUCCCGUCUCAAAUUACGAUUGAUGAUUAUGAUAAUGACGGAACCACCAGAGAUGAGAUCAAGGAGCGAUUCUGUCUCACCAUGGAUUUUGUGGAGAACUACCUGAGAGAGGUGGUGUCACAAAAUGUUCCCUUCUCUGAUAAAGAGAAAAACAAACUGACCUUUGAGGUCGUGAACCUGGCAAGGAAUCUCAUAUACUUUGGCUUCUACAACUUCAACGACCUGUUACGACUGACGAAGAUACUGCUGAACAUUUUAGACUGUGUCCAUGUCAGCACCGCAUACCCCAUCAACAAGAUUGAGAAGGGCGAGGAAAACAAAGCUGGCAGCAACGUGAUGAAGUCCAUCCAUGGAGUCGGGGAACUAAUGACCCAGGUAGUUCUGCGAGGCGGCAGCCUGUUGCACACCACACCAACUCAUCAGCCAGAGGGCGAUGUGGUUAAAGCCCAGGUUGAGCCGGAAAGAGAGGACAUCAUGGUCAUGGACACGAAACUUAAGGUCAUCGAAAUUCUACAGUUUAUUCUGAAUGUGCGGCUGGACUACAGGAUCUCCUGCCUGCUCUGUAUUUUCAAACGGGAGUUUGAUGAGAAUAACCCGCAGGCAGAAAACGCUGCCAGCCAUAACGGAACCAAUAAUGUCACCAGUCCCAUGGCAGGAAAUCUUGACUUUGAAAAUAUUGAGGAACAGGCCGAAGGAAUAUUUGGAGGAAGUGAAGAGAACACUCCACUAGACCUGGAUGACCAUGGUGGACGUACCUUCCUGAGAGUCCUGCUACACCUGACCAUGCACGACUACCCCCCCCUCGUGUCCGGCGCGCUUCACUUGCUGUUCCGACACUUCAGUCAGAGGCAGGAAGUCCUCAUGGCGUUUAAGCAGGUCCAGCUCCUUGUGACCAGGCAGGAUGUGGAUAACUACAAGCAGAUCAAAUCGGACCUUGACCAGCUGCGAUCCACAGUGGAGAAGUCCGAGUUGUGGGUCUACAAAAGGCAAGGAGAAGACGGAAUGGAUGGAGACGGGCCGUCAGAGUCAGAUAACAAAAAGAAGGGGGAUUCACUUGGCUGUGACAAGAACAGUACGGAAAGCUGCAGCAACUACAACUACAGGGUAGUCAAAGAGAUUCUGCUCCGUCUCAGUCAGCUCUGUGUCCAGGAAGGGAGCUCAGGGAAGAAGAGUAAGAAACAGCAGCAGAGGCUGUUGAGGAACAUGGGGGCUCACUGUGUGGUGCUUGAGCUCCUGCAGAUCCCCUAUGAGAAGGGUGAAGAUGUCCGAAUGCAGGAGAUCAUGAAACUAGCUCAUGAGUUUCUGCAGAACUUCUGUGCGGGAAACCAGCAGAACCAAGCUCUUCUCCACAAGCAUAUCAACCUCUUUCUUAAUCCAGGCAUUCUCGAGGCCGUUACAAUGCAGCACGUUUUCAUGAAUAACUUCCAACUCUGCAGUGAAAUUAACGAGCGUGUGGUUCAACACUUUGUCCACUGUGCUGAGUCUCAUGGUCGACACGUCCAGUACCUUAAGUUUCUGCAGACCAUCGUGAAGGCCGAGAAUAAGUUCAUCAAAAAGUGCCAGGAUAUUGUCAUGGCUGAGCUUGUGAGCUCAGGAGAAGACGUCCUCGUCUUCUACAACGAUCGUGCAUCCUUCCAAACAUUAAUCCAAAUGAUGCGCUCGGAACGGGAACGUUUGGAUGAAAACAGCGCUUUAAUGUACCACAUCCACCUGGUGGAAUUGUUAGCGGUCUGCACCGAGGGCAAGAACGUCUACACCGAGAUCAAAUGCAACUCGCUGCUGCCGCUGGAUGACAUAGUGCGCGUCGUCACGCAUGAAGACUGUAUUCCCGAGGUGAAGAUUGCCUAUAUCAACUUCCUGAACCACUGUUAUGUUGACACUGAAGUGGAAAUGAAGGAGAUCUAUACAUCCAACCAUAUGUGGAAGCUCUUUGAAAACUUCCUGGUGGACAUUUGUCGGGUGUGCAACAACACCAGCGACAGGAAGCACGCAGAUACCAUGCUGGAGUGUUAUGUAACUGAGACGGUUAUGAGCAUCGUCACAUGUUUCUUCAGCUCUCCUUUCUCUGAUCAAAGCACAAGCCUGCAGAUGGCUCGCAGUAUGUAUGCCGCCAUUCUUGGAAAGAUAACUGAGACUCGUCAGCCUGUAUUUGUUCAACUGCUCCAGGGGGUCUUCCGAGUCUACCACUGUACCUGGCUUAACCCCGUGCAGAAGGCCUCAGUGGAGGCUUGUAUUAAAGUACUCUCAGACGUCGCUAAGAGCAGAGCCAUCGCUAUCCCAGUGGACCUGGACAGCCAAGUGAACAACUUAUUUGUGAAGUCCAAUAAUGUUGUCCAGAAGAGCCUCCUUAACUGGAAACUAUCGGCCAAGAACACUUCCAGGAGAGACUCCGGGAUGACAACCUCCAAAGACUACAGAAACAUCAUAGAAAGGCUCCAGGACAUUGUCUCAGCGCUCGAGGACCGCCUACGGCCGCUGGUCCAAGCCGAGCUCUCAGUCCUGGUGGAUGUCCUGCAUCGUCCCGAGUUGCUCUUUCCUGAGAACACAGAAGCUCGCAAGAAAUGUGAAAGUGGAGGAUUCAUAUCAAAACUAAUUAAACACACCAAGCAAUUACUGGAGGAGAAUGAGGAGCGCCUGUGCAUCAAAGUACUGCAGACACUCAGGGAGAUGAUGACGAAAGACCGCGGCUACGGGGAGAAGCUGAUUGCCUUUGAUGAUGAAAUGGAUGUGGCUGAGCUGGCACCCCCACCUGAGCCCGAAGUCCCCGCUGAGGAGCUUGAUCCCAGUCAGCCUCAGAAGCAGCUGGAGGAUCAGAGGAGGGGGGAAGCUUUGCGGCAGAUUUUGGUAAAUCGAUACUACGGCAAUGUCAAACCUGGUCCGAGGAGAGAUAGCCACACGCCCUUCAGCAACGGCCCCCUUUCUUCGGGAACCCAGGGGAAACCUCCUACCGUUGUCAGUUCCGGGGUCGGAGGUCGAGGGGAACUGAGCUUGGCGGAGGUCCAGUGCCAUCUGGACAAAGAGGGGGCUUCUGAUCUUGUUAUUGACCUCAUCAUGAAUGCUACCAGCGAUCGGAUCUUCCAAGAAAGCAUCUUGCUCGCUAUCGCGCUGCUGGAGGGUGGGAACACGGUCAUCCAGCGGUCAUUCUACCAUCGUUUGACGGGGGACAACAAGUCUGAGAAGUUCUUUAAGGUAUUUUAUGAGCGCAUGAAGCUUGCCCAGCAGGAGAUCAAAGCCACUGUGACGGUCAACACGAGCGAUCUGGGCAACAAGAAGAAAGACGAGGAGCCUCCAGACAAAGACACUCCAGCACGCAAGAAAGUCAAGGACGUGCCUCUGGUGGCCGUGGUCACCGAGGAGGCAAAGGAGCAGCUGGUGGAAGCCUCAGCCGUCACCAAGAAGGCCUUCGCCACAUACCGUCGCGAGGCUGAAGCUGAAGAGCACCAAGCAGCUGCUGACGGCUCUGCCGUGCCAACCGCCGACAAGGGCCAAGACGAUGGCGAGAUGAGCGUUAUCAUCACCAUCAUGCAGCCCAUCUUGCGCCUCAUGCAGCUGCUGUGUGAGAACCACAAUCGAGAUCUGCAGAACUUUCUACGCAAUCAGAAUAACAAGAACAACUACAAUCUGGUUUGCGAGACGCUUCAAUUCCUGGACUGUAUUUGCGGCAGCACCACAGGAGGUCUAGGUCUACUCGGACUUUACAUCAAUGAGAAGAAUGUGGGACUUAUCAACCAGACUGUGGAAAGCCUGACUGAAUAUUGUCAAGGUCCCUGUCAUGAGAACCAGAACUGCAUUGCUACUCACGAAUGCAACGGCAUCGACAUCAUCAUAGCUCUCAUCCUGAAUGACAUCAAUCCGCUGGGAAAGAAGAGGAUGGACUUGGUGUUGGAGCUAAAAAAUAAUGCCUCCAAGCUUCUUCUUGCCAUUAUGGAGAGUCGCCAUGACAGUGAGAAUGCAGAAAGAAUACUGUACAACAUGAGGCCCAAAGAGCUGGUUGAAGUGAUCAAAAAGGCAUACAUGCAGGGUGAGAUCGAGGUGGAAGAGCCUCAGGAGGGCGAGGAAGGAGAAGAGGAACAUUCCGCAUCUCCACGGAAUGUUGGCCACAAUAUUUACAUCUUGGCACAUCAAUUGGCGCGACAUAACAAGGAACUGCAGGGCAUGUUAAAACCCGGGGGGACGUACGGCGAGGGCGACGAGGCACUGGAGUUCUAUGCCAAGCACACGGCUCAGAUCGAGAUUGUCCGACUGGAUCGUACCAUGGAGCAAAUAGUUUUUCCUGUUCCCAACAUCUGUGAGUUCCUCACCCAAGAGUCCAAGCUACGUGUCUACUACACCACAGAGCGCGAUGAGCAAGGCAGCAAGAUCAAUGACUUCUUCCUUCGCUCUGAGGACCUUUUUAAUGAAAUGAACUGGCAGAAGAAGCUGCGAGGUACUCAAGAGGCCACCGGUGACCCAAACACCGUUCCCUCCCAGCCCAUCCUCUACUGGUGCUCCAGGAACAUGUCCUUCUGGAGCAGCAUCUCCUUCAACUUGGCUGUUCUCAUGAACCUGCUGGUGGCCUUCUUCUACCCACUGGAAGGUGUCCGUGGAGGUACCCUGGAACCUCAUCUGUCUGCCUUGCUGUGGAUGGCCAUGCUGGUUUCCCUGGCUAUUGUCAUCAUUUUGCCUCAGCCUCACGGCAUCCGGGCGCUCAUAGCCUCGACUAUCUUGCGACUCAUCUUCUCUGUUGGCCUGGAGCCCACAUUACUUCUACUCGGGGGCUUUAAUUUAUGUAAUAAAGUCAUCUUCCUGAUGAGCUUUGUUGGGAACCGUGGGACAUUCACACGAGGCUACCUAGCAAUGAUCACGGAUGUGGAGUUCCUGUACCACCUGCUGUACCUGAUCAUCUGCUCCCUGGGGGUCUUCGUCCAUGUCUUCUUUUAUAGCCUGCUGCUCUUUGAUCUGGUUUACCGAGAAGAGACCUUGCUGAAUGUCAUUAAGAGUGUGACCCGCAAUGGCCGCUCCAUUGUUCUCACGGCCGUGCUCGCUCUCAUACUCGUCUACCUCUUUUCCAUCGUGGGAUACAUCUUCUUCAAAGAUGACUUCAUUUUGGCCGUCGACAGGAUCCCCAACAAAACGCUCGGUCUUGGAGCCAGCGUUGUGGGAGAGUUUUUCUCGGGUGGGGUGUGUCACAAGGAAAAUGGAGAGAACUGCUCAACAGAGGCGGCAAAUGAUGGUUCUCUUUCCAUCCAGCCAUCUGCAGUGGUCAUCGAGGACAAAGAACGGACCUGUGACUCCUUACUCAUGUGCAUUGUCACCGUAUUGAGCCACGGUCUGAGGAGCGGAGGAGGUGUUGGGGACGUACUGCGAAAACCAUCCAAAGAGGAGCCUCUCUUCGCAGCCCGAGUCAUCUACGACCUGUUGUUCUUCUUCAUGGUCAUCAUCAUCGUUCUCAACCUCAUCUUUGGUGUCAUCAUUGAUACAUUUGCUGACCUGAGGAGUGAGAAACAGAAGAAAGAAGAAAUACUGAAGACAACGUGUUUUAUUUGCGGUCUGGAGAGAGACAAAUUUGACAAUAAGACUGUCAGCUUUGAAGAGCACAUCAAAGUUGAACACAACAUGUGGCACUACCUGUUCUUCAUCGUCCUGGUCAAAGUCAAGGAUUCCACCGAGUACACUGGUCCAGAGAGCUACGUGGCCGAAAUGAUCAGGGAUCACAACUUGGACUGGUUCCCCCGGAUGAGGGCCAUGUCGUUGGUGAGCAGUGAUGCAGACGGGGAGCAGAAUGAAAUUCGAAACCUGCAGGAAAAGCUGGAGUCCACCAUGAAACUUGUAUCCAACCUCUCCGGCCAGCUGACGGAGCUGAAAGAACAGAUGACCGAACAGAGGAAGCAAAAGCAGCGCAUCGGCCUGCUGGGACACCCCCAGCACAUGAACGUCAACCCCCAGCAGCCUGCAUAGCAUCAAACUCGGGUGUGGACGCAGCGGUCCUUAUGCACCGGAUGGAUGUGAGUAACUCACGACUUGGAAGAAAACGCUGUAACAUAGCCGUCGUAGCUUCACUGUGCACACCGACACCCCCCCCCCCCCCCCUUUCUAGUCCAGGAAUUUGUGCCAAAUGUUCUACAUUGACUUUAUUCAUGUCUUAUACUUGAAUGUUUAUUAAAUUCGUUGACUUUCACCCCCCUUCAUUUAUAUUUCCAGGUCCAUGUUGUGCAAUAUAUACACUUAAAUAUGCAACCUCAACAUCUUAUUUCAGUGUUGACCUUUAUUUUGUUGAAUUUAAUCGCAACUGGAUAAACAUAGGGAGGUGAUUGCCGCCAUUACUUAAACAGGAAUAGAGAUUAUACUGAAUAAGCCUUUGUUGUCUUUCUUCAAAUCGUGCAUACUUAAGUGUAAUAAUGUACUCAAUAAGAGUAAUGUAUUGCUUCAAAUAUAUAUUUUCUUCAUUUGGUGCCAGCGCCACGUAGAAUGUGUGACUAAGCAGUCAGUAUUCAAUCGUUUAUUUACAAGUACCACUAAGCGUGUUCUGGUUUACUGCGGAUGUGGCGUAGUCGUACCUGAGCGGUUCUGCUGGUGCGGCAAACAUGCUCGGUUUGUGCCUGCUUUUGUCGUCCGAUUACUCCAUUUGUGCUUGCACUUUAUUUUUUAUGUUCUUUUGACUUUUUCGGUGUCUUCAUAUAUUAAGUUGUAUUUUUUCUAUGUACUGUAUGUAUAAAGUUUGCUGCUUUUGUAUAGAGAAACUGAUGGGUGAAGAACUGUUACUUUAAAUGUUAGAAAUAAAUGAAAAAAGGUAGGCAACGCCGUUUGUAUAUUAAAGUAGUUAUUUAUUCAAAUAAAUGGAAUUAUCCUUUGCUUUGCAUACCGCUGUUGA
Doryrhamphus excisus (bluestripe pipefish) is the source of this 10235-nucleotide messenger RNA. The record is from RefSeq and is a predicted model, not a curated record. Lineage: Eukaryota; Metazoa; Chordata; Actinopteri; Syngnathiformes; Syngnathidae.